AUGGCGACAAUGCUAGGACUGGUCAUGUUCGCGAUCGUGACUGCCGCCGAUGGAACUGGAACCACGUCCGCCGGCUCCUGCUACAACAUGACGACGCACGCAGUUUCCUGCAACACGGCGGAGGUCGACUGCUCGUCUCCGCACAUGUGGUACGGUCCCGGCUACGUCUCCCCGCGUAGUGGCUGCUGCCAUUGCGAGGCAUCCUGUGCGAACACAUCGGGGAACUGCACAUACUACGAUGCGGUGGAGGACCCUCAGGAGAACUGGGGUUGCUAUGAGCAUGCUGCCCGCCAGUGCGACUGUCUUGUGUCGGAAGCAGGGUGCACGGCCAAAGGCACAGGCCACACAUGGACAUCUGGAUGCACUUCCUGUGCCUCACAAGGCUCGUGCUACGACAUGACAUCUCACGGGAUCAGCUGCGAUGUUCCCGAGACGUCGUGCUCGUCACCGAACAUGUGGUAUGCGCCCGGUUACGUCUCCCCGCGAAGUGGAUGCUGCCACUGCAGGGCGUCCUGCAAAGAGCCGGCGGCCAAUUGCACAUACAGCGAUGCGGUGGAGGACCCUCAAGAGAACUGGGGUUGCUAUGAGCAUGCUGCCCGCCAGUGCGAUUGUCUUGUGUCGGAAGCAGGGUGCGCAGCCAAAGGCACAGGCCACACAUGGACAUCUGGAUGCACUUCCUGUGCCUCACAAGGCUCUUGCUACGACAUGACAUCUCACGAGAUCAGCUGCGAUGUGCCCGAGACGUCGUGCUCGUCACCGAACGUGUGGUAUGCGCCCGGUUACGUCUCCCCGCGAAGUGGAUGCUGCCACUGCAGGGCGUCCUGCAAAGAGCCGGCGGACAAUUGCACAUACAGUGACGCCGAAGCACAGACCCAGAGAAACUGGGGAUGCUAUGAUUCGUCCACAAAUGCUUGUGACUGCGACACGACUGAGGCGGAGUGUUCCGGGUCCUGGACGCAGUCUUGCCGCAGCUGUAAUGGAGAGGUGUCCACUUCUUCUGCAGGUCGUCCCAGGGGUUUCGUCAUUGCCUUGCUUGUGCUCCUCUACAGCUUCUUCGCAGCAGAAGCCAACACCGGCACGGGCACAGGAUGCUACAACGUGGAGACUCACAAAUGCGACUGCGCAGUCUCCGAAUCUACUUGCCAUGCUCGGGGAGGCACCUGGACUGACACGUGCCGAUCUUGUGAUUCCACGACCAACGAACAACAUCCCGAUUGCCAGAGGCAAUACUCUUGGGGUUGCUUUGACGAGGCCAGUCAUGCUUGUCAGUGCACCGUGUCCGAGCGAGCCUGCGACGCGGCGGCGGGCAAGACCUGGACCCAUGAGUGCUGGUCCUGCUGCCACGGCUCUGCUUGGGGCUGCUUCGUACCGGGGAAUGGCCCCGAGUCCGGCUGCCACUGCAACCUCCACGAGACAUCAUGCAGCCUGGAUUUCCCAGACGCAACUUGGUCCCACCAAUGCUUCGACUGCGACGUGGAUGCACAGACAUCUGCUGCAGGACGGCCAACGGGUUUCGUCGUUGCCCUGCUGGUGCUCCUCUCUGGGUUCUUGCUGGCAGAUGCCAACACCGGCACGGGCACAGGAUGCUACGACGUGGAGACUCACCGAUGCGACUGCACGGUCACCGAAACAGAGUGCCUGGCUCGGCAAGGUCAUUGGACUGACACGUGCCGAUCUUGUGAUUCCACGACCAACGAACAACAUCCCGAUUGCCAGAGGCAAUACUCUUGGGGUUGCUUUGACGAGGCCAGUCAUGCUUGUCAGUGCACCGUGUCCGAGCGAGCCUGCGACGCGGCGGCGGGCAAGACCUGGACCCAUGAGUGCUGGUCCUGCUGCCACGGCUCUGCUUGGGGCUGCUUCGUACCGGGGAAUGGCCCCGAGUCCGGCUGCCACUGCAACCUCUACGAGGGUGCGUGCGCCCUUGACUUUCCUGACGCAACUUGGUCCCACCAGUGCUUCGAGUGCGAAGAGGAUUCCGUGCAGAAGGAUGCGGAGGCGGCUAUGGACGAUGGGGGAGUCGGGGUUGCCAUUGCCGUGUCCGUUUCCGUCACAGUCGUUGUGAUUGCUGCAUGCAUUGGCAUCUACUGCCUCUGGGCCAAGAUGAGGCAGCCAAAGCCGGUGAACGAGCCGUACAACAGCCCGCAGUUCAAUCAGUCAGAUGUGGUGGUGGGCCUCGCCGUGCCGGGUUCGGCUCCAUCCCCCGGCCCUGCCACUCCCAAAGAGCUUGCUUGA
Molecule: messenger RNA, 2232 nt
Organism: Symbiodinium sp. CCMP2456
Lineage: Eukaryota; Dinophyceae; Suessiales; Symbiodiniaceae
Source: the annotation of a GenBank genome assembly